Molecule: messenger RNA, 2425 nt
Organism: Phascolarctos cinereus (koala)
Lineage: Eukaryota; Metazoa; Chordata; Mammalia; Diprotodontia; Phascolarctidae
Source: RefSeq, a predicted model, not a curated record
UCUGCUGUUGCUUUCUAUGUCUCUCCUGAACAUAUGUCAUGGAAUUUUCUCUCUUGGACACAUUGUGGAGGGGAGAAAAGUCCCCUUUUUCCCUCCCCUAGUAGCAAUGGUGGUCAUUUGAACAUGACAGCAGACAUGCAUUGGCAGGGUUGCAUGAGAGUUCCUUUGCAGCUGCUGCAGUCUCUACCAAUUAUCCCCCUCCCUGCCCUCAAUUUAUUACUCUAAGACAACAAGCAACAGAACUCAACUUCUUGUCUCCCCCCAGCCCCACCUUUCCUCCAGCCAUGCAGCUGAGGUUGAAAUAAAGGAGAGAAGAAAACUUGCUCAGCCUAGAGGGGCAGUACUCUGACGGUGCUAUAGCAGUGGUUGGCCAGAAAACCAAGGAAUGGUGAGAACUGGGACAAGGAGCCAAUACAUACGCCAAGCUUGAAAGAAAAGAGGCUGGCAUCUAUCCAGCUGAGGCUGGUACUGCUUCUCCAAAAGUCCCUUGGGACAAAGACGGAGACCAGAAUAAGGAAGUGGAUGAGAGACAAGAGAAAGCAGAACAGUUGAAAAGCAGAGAAGAUGAAUUCUACUGUGCUGCCUUGGACCAGCUGAGACACUGUAGUGUGAAAAGAGAAUGUAUCUGCUGUCAGCCCUUCUCCUUCUGUGGCUCCCAGGUUGUUUCUCUGACAACGAUGUAUGGGGCCUUAAACAUGUGAGGUAUGAAGAGAAUAGUUUGGCGAUUAUAAAGUGUAAUUAUGCCUCAGGAUGGGAGACUUACGUGAAGUGGUGGUGCCGAGGAGCUGUUUGGAAUUCUUGUGAAAUUCUUGUUAAAACCACAAAACAGGAGAGCAAGAAAGACCGGGUGUCCAUCCAGGACAAUGCCACAGCACACACAUUCACAGUGACAAUAAAAAACAUCAGAAAAAACGAUGAAGGCGCUUACUGGUGUGGGAUUGAGAAGGGAGGAGUUGACCGUGGAUUCCAGAUUGAAGUGACUGUUUUCCCAGCAUCAACCACAGUGAGGACAACCACCACUACCACACCAACCACCGCAACUACAACUGUGAUAACAAGCGCAGGAAACACCAAGAGAAUGGUAAAUGACCAUCCUUAUGAAAGGUUGGAAAUCACAGAUCUCCAAGUCCUACUGCCCAUCAUCUUUGGCAUUUUGUUGGUGAUGUUGGUGGGGGUCUCAAUUCUGGCUUGGAGAAUGAUGCCAAAACAGAGGAAAGAAGCUGAAAAACUUGCUGAACCGAGCUCCAGAAACUUUCACCAGGUACCCCAGCCGACAGAGGAAGGCAUUUGUUAUGCAAGUCUGACCCUGCAUCAGAGGACAUCUGGAGACUCCGCUGCUCUAGAUUCUUCAAAGACAAAGGCUUCUUCUCUCCUAGCCUCCUCCAGAGUCAGUAGCAUCCACGAGGAAGUGGAAUAUGUCACCAUGGCUUGCAUCAAAGAAAAGGAUAUAUCCGAUGCCACCCUAUCUCUGGAUACCCCAGGCCAAAACCCAAUAUACUGCAACAUGGAACAACUAUCUUCUGAGAAAUCUUAUUGAGAAUACAGAAUACAGUUUGUAAAAGAAGACUUAGUUUCUCUCCUAGAACCUUCUUUUCAGACCUUAGCUCUGCCUUGACUUGUUUUUUCCUUCCUCCUCCUCCUUUUUCACCUUCUUCUUCCAAGGACAUUUACUCUGGCCUCUGGCUAAAGAACAUGCUUAACCAGAAGAUUCUAAUUAGCCUCAUGUUCUCUUGGGUGGUGGAGACUGUCCAUUGAAAGAGGAGCUGCCCACUUGGUAAGCUUAAAAGAAAAAAAACAGCUUCCAUGCAUUCCUUCUUUUCCUCUUUUUGGAGAAUGCCAUUUGGGUGUCAGAAAGCCUCUCCCUCUGACUUCUAAUGAGGAGAGAGGGGAAAUUCUACCCCCUAUCCCCAAGCAAUGGUAACAGCACACAGUCAUGCAACAAGAACACAGUGAGUCUAAGAUGGGACCUCAAGUCCCUGGCUGACUCUUCUGCUUUGUGUUUCUUGCCCUGAACACGUGGGAUUGAUCAGUGAUCCUGAGAUAGAUAUUUCUACCCUUGCCAGGUUCAACAUGUUGGAAGUCAUUGAGCCUGUAUGUUGGUCAUCCAGAAGGAAGUGAUCAGCACAACUUCUUGGAGGAGAGAUGACUACUGCUAGAAGGAUACUACAGAUAAAAGGACUAAGAAAGUCUGUGCUCAGUCCUGGCUUGCCAAGAGAUCUGGACUUAUACAUUGGGCAAAUGGUAUAAGCUAGAAAGGAAAGUGAAAUAUCUGUUCAGCAGUAGUCAUCAUUUCCUGUGAGAUUACAGUAGCAAUUAGGUGUUAUUGUAUUAUGUUUUAAAUAUUUGUUAAAGCAUAGUUGAAAAUAUUUGAGAUUUUAUGUAUUUCUUUUUUGGCGGAAGAAGUAAAUAGCUGUCCUAUACCUGA